Messenger RNA from Cetraspora pellucida, 942 nucleotides. The record is from the annotation of a GenBank genome assembly. Lineage: Eukaryota; Fungi; Glomeromycota; Glomeromycetes; Diversisporales; Gigasporaceae.
AUGUCAUAUCAAAGUGAUUCAGAGGACGAUUUAUUCGUUCAUAGUAUGAGCUUAAAAAAAGCUAAAGCAUUAAUAGAUAACCCUCAUUCUCACCAAGUAAUCACUCUUGCAAGUUGUGGUAAAAAAGUUGGUGUCUGUGAAGUUGGAGACCCAGAAGGUUAUCCUGUGCUUUGGCUUACAGGAAACAUGGGUCCAGCAAUGUCUAUCCUUUUAUAUCAUAAUCUUGCAAAACGACAUCAUAUUCGUUUAAUUUCGGUGGAUAGACCUGGCUAUAAUGAUAGUGACGAUAUUUAUUCACGAUCCGGCGUUCCUGAUUUAUUUGAAUUUGCUGAUAUGAUCAACGAAUUGACUUUGAUAUUAAAAAUGUGGCAAUUUGGUUUGGCUACCUUUUCACUAGGCGCUGUUUACGGUUUGGCUUAUUCACUUAAUUUCCCUGAGAGAAUCAAAGGUCCGAUAUUUACGAUUAGUCCUUGGGUUUCAACUAGUACUCCAGGACAUUUACUUUAUUAUAAAGGCAUCGCAAAAUUUGCUCCAAAUUUUUUGAUCCGUACUACAUUAAGCACCCUACCACACAUGUCAAAUUUUUUAAAUAUGUGGAGCACAUUAGGCUCCUCAUCACCUUCUCGUCGUAGUUAUAUACACAAAAAGAUUUAUCAAAAUGGUUUAUGGAAUUUACAAAAUCGUACUGGUGCACAUAUUGAUGCUAUGGUAGCAUUAGAAAAAGUUGAUUGGGGUUAUAAAUAUGAAAAUACUACACAUCCCAUUCAAGCUUAUGUAGGUGAACAAGAUGAAAAUGUUCCAUUACAAGCUUGGACGUAUAUGAGUAGUAGAAUGGAUAAUUUAAAAUUAAACGUUGUUAAAGAUGGUGGUCAUUAUUUAUUGUAUAGAAUGGAUUUCAUGGAAGAGUUAUUUACAACAAUCGAGUCUGCUAUCAAUUCAUAA